Syzygium oleosum is the source of this 2184-nucleotide messenger RNA. Its product is annotated as putative clathrin assembly protein At2g01600. The coding region runs from base 157 to 1848 and encodes 563 amino acids. Gene Ontology annotation, molecular function: phosphatidylinositol-4,5-bisphosphate binding; 1-phosphatidylinositol binding; SNARE binding. Lineage: Eukaryota; Viridiplantae; Streptophyta; Magnoliopsida; Myrtales; Myrtaceae. Gene Ontology annotation, biological process: clathrin coat assembly; clathrin-dependent endocytosis; vesicle budding from membrane. The record is from RefSeq and is a predicted model, not a curated record. The transcript is spliced from 15 exons. Gene Ontology annotation, cellular component: clathrin-coated pit; clathrin-coated vesicle.
GGAGAGAGAGAUUGAAGGCCUGUCCACCACGUAAACGAGCGAGAUCGUCGGCGGAGAGCGAGCGGGCGGGCGGGCGGGCGGGCGGAGCGGAGGAGACGCCAUCUCCGCGGACAGCGAUCUGAGCGGGCGGAGGGAGGGUGUACACCGUACAGACAGAUGGGCACGCUCAAGACCUGGAGGAAGGCCUACGGCGCUCUCAAGGACUCCACCAAAGUCGGCCUUGCCCACGUCAACAGCGAUUACGCCGAAUUGGAUGUCGCCAUAGUCAAGGCCACGAACCACGUCGAGUGCCAGCCCAAGGAGCGGCACCUCCGCAAGAUCGCCGUCGCCACCUCGGCGGUCCGACCGCGGGCCGACGUCGCGUACUGCAUCCACGCGCUCUCCAGGAGGCUCGCCAAGACGCAUAAUUGGACGGUGGCACUGAAAACAUUGAUAGUUAUUCACAGACUCUUGAGAGAGGGAGAUCCUACAUUUCGGGAAGAGCUUUUGAUUUUUUCACAGAGGGGACGAAUUCUUCAGCUUUCUAAUUUUAAGGAUGACUCAAGUCCCAUAGCUUGGGAUUGCUCAGCCUGGGUGCGCACCUAUGCAUUGUUUUUAGAGGAACGACUUGAAUGCUUUAGAAUUUUAAAGUAUGACAUUGAAGCAGAGCGUCUUCCAAGACCUGCUCAAGGACAGGAGAAGGGCUACAGCAGAACCAGGGAUUUGGAUAGUGAAGAGCUGUUGGAGCAGUUGCCUGCUCUACAGAAUCUUCUUUACCGACUUAUUGGUUGCCAGCCCGAAGGUGCAGCUGUUGGCAAUUAUUUAAUACAGUAUGCCCUGGCUCUGGUGUUGAAAGAGAGCUUUAAGAUCUACUGUGCUAUCAACGAUGGAAUCAUUAAUCUGGUUGAUAAGUUUUUUGAGAUGCCCCGACAUGAAGCUGUGAAAGCUCUGGAUGUUUACAAACGUGCCGGCCAACAGGCUAGAAACUUAUCUGAUUUUUAUGUAGUUUGCCGAGGUUUGGAACUUGCAAGGAAUUUUCAGUUUCCGGUAUUGAGAGAGCCUCCACAAUCAUUUCUGGCGACCAUGGAAGAGUACAUAGGAGAAGCACCACGAGUGGUUACUGUUCCAAGUGAGCCAUUGCUUCAAUUGACGUAUAAACCAGAAGAAGUUCCAGAUGAAGAUGCCGAGGCAUCUGCUGUUGAACCUGAGCCGCUUCCUUCAGAUGUUGUUGCUGCAUCUACCGUGGAGGUUGCUGCUGCUGAUCCAUCUCCUCCUCCUCCACCUAAAAAUAAUCUGGACACAGGAGAUUUGCUGGGACUAAGUUUUGAUGCACCUGAUGCUUCUUUCAUUGAGGAAAAGAAUGCUUUAGCCUUGGCAAUAGUUCCCUCAGAACCUGCAUUUGGUUCUGGUACUACUCAAGCUAAAGAUUUCGAUCCCACUGGAUGGGAGCUUGCUCUGGUCUCUACCCCAAGUACUGACAUCUCUGCAGCUAACGAGAGGCAACUGGCUGGUGGGCUGGAUACUCUCACACUACACAGUUUAUAUGAUGAAGGGGCCUAUCGAGCUUCCCAGCAGCCCAUGUACGGAGCACCGGCCCCCAAUCCAUUCGAAGUACACGAUCCUUUCGCUAUUUCCAAUGGGAUCGCACCUCCUCCAUCAGUACAGAUGGCAGCAUUGAACCAACAUCAGACCAAUCCUUUUGGACCAUACCAACCCACAUACCCGCUGCAGCAGCAGCAGCAGCCUCAGCAACACUUGAUGGUGGGACCCGCCAAUCCCUUUGGGGAUCCUGGGUUCGGGGCAUUCCCUGCGAAUUCUGCCUCUCACCCUCCGGCCACUAAUCCCUUCGGGAGCACCGGGCUUUUGUAAUGCGGGUUCAGAUUUUGUACAAACCGUAAUCUAGUUCGUGCGGUUGAUUUUGGGUGUGCAACAUGAGAAAAGAUUAGAAAGGCUCUUGGACCUGUCACAGAGAGGAGGGUGUAAGGUAUAGGAUGGUUUGCAUGAUUGAGCAGGGAGGAUGCUACACGAAGUGAAUAGAGGGAGACGAAUGUGAUUGAAAAUAUGUAGGACAUAGUACUCUUUUGAUCUUGCUACCGGUUGUCUUGUCUUGUAUGCUGUCGGACAGCGAUUUGUAAGUAGGGAGGAAUAAAUUCAACCUUGUGCUAUUCACAGGACGAUGAAUAUGUGAUUGAUUGUUUGAUGCUC